AUGGAAUCGCCAGACAAUAGUACAUAUUUGGAAUCCCCUAUGGAGGGUGACGAUGUGGCAUAUCCGUGUAAAGGAUGUGGUGAUAUCCUCGAGGAGGGGAAAGCCUUCGAACUUGCUGGCAAUCGAUGGCAUUUAAAUUGCUUCCGAUGCAAUACUUGCGGAACUCUCCUAGAUUCCGAUGCGAAUUUGUUACUCCUGGGUGACGGGUCCCUUAUCUGCAAUAAUUGCACUUAUAGCUGCAGUGCUUGCAAUAACAAAAUCGAAGACCUCGCCAUCCUCACCGGUGACCAAGCAUUUUGUGCAACAUGCUUUCGAUGCAGGAACUGCAAACGCAAGAUCGAAAACCUUCGUUAUGCUCGCACGUCUCAGGGAAUAUUUUGUAUGAGCUGUCAUGAAUCACUAAUGGCUAGGCGGCGUAAAAAGUCGAGAGCCGCUGCGAAUGCGAAGAAAAAAGACGAUCAAUCUCCCAUGCUUGUCGAUAAAUCACUACCCGCCCUACCACCGAACGCUGUUCCACAAAGCGCCUUCUCCCCUGAACGUGAGAUCCCGGAUCCUCACAAUGCAGAUAACCCUACAGAAUUAUCACCCAGGCCGCGGCCAACAUAUUCUCGUACAGAUUCCUCAUCUAGGAGUAGUUCUCAAAAACCUCGCGAUGAUACUUCCUCUCAUCGAGCCUCCACCGAUACUACAGGCCGAGAUGGAUUGACGCUUCCAACGACGACGUAUCGAAACAAUAGAUAUUCGGGGAUAUCGCAAAUGUCUGAGAUUGGAAAUGGGGAUGGGGAGAGCUUUUUCAUACCUCUCGCUCUGGACCCAAGCCCUGCGCCAUCCUUGACACCAAGAUCUACGUCGACAUCAUGGGACACAAAGAAGGCGAAAGAGAACCAGGCACCAGAUCGAGAUUACUUUGGCGCGAAAGACAAUUUGCGAAGUCAAACGGAACCACAGCCACAGAGACGAUCAAGGGAUUUGAGGGAGGCGAGUUCAACGUCAACACCGCACAUCGCAUUCCAAGACAAAAAUCAACCAUCCGAUGAACAGUUGGCACAGAUUAAGGACAGCUUACGCAGAGCAGCAAACGGCACAGGCACACCUGCCAAAGAAUCUUCCGCAUCUAUGAGUGAUGAUACUCUAUUGCAACAUGCAACCUCGCCAACCGCUGACGCCCCUGAUGGAAAGACACAAGGAUCUAGUGAAAAGUUCAGGUUAGGUGAUGUGCCAAAGGGAAAGCGGACUGGAACAACUAGGAGUGAUUCUCAAUCGGAUUAUACUGGCAGCGAGAGCAACUCCUCGAAAUCUGCCAUUUCCAACACACCCACUAGGAAAGACAGCAACAUGCCAAAAAUGGACUCUCCAAGGACUCUUAUGGCAGCAGACCAGAUCACGUCCAGAUCUUCACUGGAAUCACGACCAAAGGACAUGGAAAAUUCUGCUAUUUCAAGAGUUAAUUCUGGAAGUUCCAAAGUCUCAAUACCCCGUAAGGUGAUAGCCUCAGGGCCAGUGAAAAGUCACGUUAGCACAAUGAGCUUAUCUUCCGGAACGGAAACCUCUCCAUCCACGGAAUCUUCUUCAGAAGGAACAGCUCAUACUCCGACAGUGAAUGGCAAAUCAAUCUCUGGCCCCUUGUUACAAUCGCCUAUAGAUGAUAUGGCACCUCCAAGUCGCUCGUCAACUCGCCCUUCUAUACCAAAACAACAACUGAGUGAUACAUACAUGACUCCAAGGGCGCCCCCAGCGCCGCCAUCGGCAGGCUCGAAUGGUACCGCUUCAUCGCCCAAUCUACCAAGGUGGAGUGCUGGCGGUGAUCUUACCAUGGAUGAAGAUAUGGCUAGGAUAUUUGGCAAUGAUGAAGGCUCACAAUCUAUAAUUCGCAGGGUUUCCAACGCUGUACGCCACGUUCGAAAUACCAGUAGUGAAGCAAGUACUUCUGCCCGUGGCCAUGGUCGUAGCGUCAGCGAAACAACUGCACGUACUCCUAACUCUCCACGAUGGCCCAAAACACCAAUUAUAGAAGACACUAGCGGACCUAGAGAUAUUAGUAGCCCGAUUUCUAUAAGCUCGCCAAAUCCUGGGGAUGAUCCGGCUUUGCUAAGGAGGCAACUUCGCAAUUCCGAACAAAGAGUUGCAGAACUUGAGAGACAAUUCGUAAACGAGAAAGAUUUGAAAACACUAAACAAAAAACUCAUCGAAAAGCGAAAGACUGUCUCGGUUCUAGAUUCUCAAACGGAACUUAUGAUCCGCCAAUUAGAGGUUCUUGCUGGCUAUGUGGAACGUGCCAAAGGUUCGAACCAACCACUUGACAUUGCUGAGCUGGAAGAUUCUGCCAUCAAAGAAUUUGUUCAAAAGCUUGAUCGCCUUAAACAGUCGAUGUCUGGCGCAAUUGAACAACUCUUUGAGGAGCGAGAUGAACUACUAGAAGAAAAGAACCAAGCUAUUGCCGAUCGUGAUAGAGCUUUAGUUGAGUUUGAGCAAUUAUCGUCUAAAAAUGCACAACUUGCAGACAUGAACAAUGAUCUUACCCACCAAAUCCAGGAACGCUUCAAAUCGGCCAAUACCAAUAUAGAAAGCCCAAGGCCAUUAACAAACGGUCUGGGAAUCUACACUCACCAUAACAAGGAUAAGUCUAACGUUUCCGUGCAUCUAGAUAAUGCAAGCCUCCGCCCAUCGGAAAGCAGUAGUGUUACCUACAAUAAUUCGAUCAAUAGCUAUCCACACCCAAUGGAACAGGAUCCCAGCAUGGAGCCAGCGACGUUACUAUCAGCUCCCCAUGUCGUCAAUAUCCGCAAGGGACAAGCAAAAAAAUUCAACUGGAAGAAGGGUGGCCAAACUGUCGCUAAGGGAGUCACUAAAGGUUUUAAGGGUGCUUUCUCCAGCGGACAAGAACGGCCAUUAAACCAAUGGCCAGGUCAGACUGGUGAUAACAUCGGCAUGCCUUACAACAUGACUAUGGAGCACGUGCAAUCUCCGGCACCAAAUGCGUCCGGGGCAAGCUUACCCAGGUCUACAUCAAACGACCCCUCGCGCCAAGGGUUCGGGUUAUUUAAGAAAUCACAAUCAAUGCCAAAGUCGAUGUCCAGUGGUAACAUUCUUGCCGCUGAGAGUCCCUCAACUCUGUUCGGUUCUGAUCUUGUUGAAAGAGCUGAUUAUGAGCGUCGGCAAAUUCCAAGUGUGGUCACUCGCUGCAUUGAAGAAGUUGAAUUGCGUGGAAUGGACAUUGAGGGUAUUUAUCGAAAGACUGGAGGUACUGGGCAAGUCAACAUCAUCAAAGAAGGAUUUGAUAAGACUGAAGACUAUGAUAUCUCGGAUCCCGACCUCGAUAUCACCGCAGUCACCAGUGUUUUGAAACAAUAUUUCCGAAAGCUCCCUGUACCACUUUUGACCUUCGAUGUUUAUGAUCGAGUGUUAGAAUCAAUCUCUAUCGAAGACAACGCAGAACGCUGCACACAUCUACGGAACACAGUCAAUAUGUUACCUCCCAAACAUCGUGAUUGUCUUGAGUUUUUGAUUUUCCAUCUUGUGCGUGUGGCAAAACGAGAAAGCGAGAACUUGAUGACACCUAAAAAUCUGGCAGUGGUGUUUGCACCGACCAUCAUGCGUGAUCAUAGCUUAGACCGUGAGAUGACGGAUAUGCACGCCAAGAAUCAAGCUGUUCAGUUUGUCAUCGAGAACAGUUACGACAUAUUUGCUGGUGCUUAG
This is a messenger RNA of Botrytis porri, 3696 nucleotides long. RefSeq lists its product as uncharacterized. Lineage: Eukaryota; Fungi; Ascomycota; Leotiomycetes; Helotiales; Sclerotiniaceae. Gene Ontology annotation, cellular component: cytoplasm. The record is from RefSeq and is a predicted model, not a curated record. Gene Ontology annotation, biological process: signal transduction; regulation of GTPase activity. The transcript has 5 exons. Bases 1 to 3696 code for a protein of 1231 amino acids.